AUGGUGCGUAGCGAUAAUGGUAUGGAGUUCAUGUGCUUGUCUACGCAAUUUUGGGAACAAGGUGUUCUCCAUCAAACUUCUUGUGUUGCAUUGCUAUUUCAAGCCCGUUUGCCAAUCAAGUUUUGGGGCGAAGCGGUUCUUACUACGGCUUACCUGAUCAAUCGCACACCAUCCUCAAUACACAAAGGUGUUUCACCGUACGAGAUUCUUCACGGUUGCAAGCCGGCUUAUGAUCAAUUGCGAGUGUUUGGUUCUGCUUGUUAUGUGCAUCGCACUUCUCGGGAUAAGAUAAAUUUGGGGAACGUUGUCGUCUUUGUAUCUUUGUUGGCUAUGCUCUUGGAAAGAAAGGGUGGAAGGUUUACGACAUUGAGAACAAUGUUUUUUUCCGUCUCACGUGAUGUUGUCUUUCAAGAAACGGUUUUUCCGUAUGCUGAUCAUACGGAAACCUUGUCAUCUAUUCCUCCGGUCUCUAGUGACCUUGAUGGCGAUUGGAUUCUUCCCUCGGAUACUCGCGUAAGGGGAAGUCCAACUGCGGUUGCUCUUCCACCGGAUACUCCCUUAAGGGGGAAUCUCCACGAUGCAGUUGUUGUUCCAGUGGCUCUGGUUGUACCCUUGCCACCCUCUGUUUCCUCGUCACCUGUGUCUUCGCUGUCUCCGGCUGCGAAUGUUAUUCCACCUCCAGUUGUUGUUUCAGUUACCGAGCCUCCUGCACCUGUUCCUCUCCGUCAUAGUGAACGUGUAUGCAAAGAUAAUGUUCGGUUGAGUGAUUAUGUUGUUAAUCAUCAUGUGUUGUCUCCGUCUACGGAUACCCAUCACGCUCCACCUGCUCAACCUCUCGAGUCUCUUCCAACGGUCCAAGGUAUGUCUUUUUUCUCCUUGACGGAUUAUGUCUUUGAUGAGCAAUUCUCUCCAGGGCAUCGGACAUUCUUAGCCACCAUAACACAAACUAAGGAACCGAAAAACUUUAAAGAGGCAAUACACAUCAAAGUGUAG
This is a messenger RNA of Camelina sativa (false flax), 993 nucleotides long. NCBI's taxonomy places the organism in Eukaryota, Viridiplantae, Streptophyta, Magnoliopsida, Brassicales, Brassicaceae. The record is from RefSeq and is a predicted model, not a curated record.